AUGUCAUACUUUUGGGCACCUCUCUCUCUCUCUCUUCAUUUUUCUUCUUUCCUUCUUUUAUCUUCCUCUUUUAAUUAUUCCUUUGCUUAUUUCUUUCCUUCCUUUUCUCUCAGGCUCCUUCCCUACAUACUCUUUCUUCCUUCCUCUACAUUUUCUUCUCAUCCUUUGUCUCUUCCUUCCUCCUCGCUAACAUCCUUCCUUCCUUCCUUCCUUCCUUCCUUCCUUCCUUUUUCUUCUUUCUUUCCUUUCUUUCUUCCUUCCUCUCUCUCUCACCUUUCUCCCUUCCUUUCCCUUUCUUUCCCCUUUUUUCUUCUCUCCCAACUUUCCUUCCUUCUUUCAACUAUCCCUCUUUCCUUUCCUUCCUUCUCUCCCCCAACCUUCCUCUCUUUCUUUUCUUUCUUGUCUGAACCCUCCUCCCUUCCGUUCCUUCUUCCCUUUCUUCAUUUUCUCUCCAAAGUUUCCGCCCUUUCUUCUUUCUUUCCUGGCUUCCUUCCUGCCUUCCUUCUUUCUCCCAAUUAUUCUUCCUUCUUUCCUUUUCUAUAUUCCCUUUGUUCCUUGUCUCUUAAAACCUUCCUUCGUUCCUUCCUCCAUUCUCCCAACCUUCCUUCCUUCCUUCCUGCCUUCCUUCUUUCCUUCCUUCCUUCCUCCCUCUCACCUUUUUCCCUUCCUUUCCCUUUCUUUCCCUUUUUUCUUUUCUUCCUUCCUUCCUUCCUUCCUUCCUUCCUUCCUUCCUUCCUUCCUUCCUUCCUCUCACCUUUCCCCUUCUUUCUCUCCCAAUCUUCCUUCUUUCUUUCAGCUUUCCUCCUUUCCUUUCCUUCCUUCUCUCCCCCAAACUUCCUCUCUUUCUUUUCUUUCUUGUCUGAACUCUCCUCCCUUCCGUUCCUUCUUCCCUUUCUUCAUUUUCUCUCCAAAGUUUCCGCCCUUUCUUCUUUCUUUCUUUCCUGCCUUCCUUCCUUCUCACAAUUUUUCUUCCUUCUUUCUUUUUCUUCCUUCACUUUCUUCCUUGUCUCUCCCAACUUUCCUUCCUUCCUUCCUUCCUUCCUUCCUUCCUUCCUUCCUUCCUUCCUUCCUUUUUUAUUCUUUCCCCUUCUUUUUUUCCCCAUCUUCAUAUCUUCUUUCUUUCAGGCUUUCCUCCUUUCAUGCAACCGUUUUUCUUUUCUCCCCAAACUUCCUCUCUUUCUUUUCUUUCAAAUCAAUACAACUCUCCUACCAAAUUGGUUCCAUUUUUUCCUUCUUGGAAAAGUGUAUUUCUUUGUUUCAUCUCCAAGGUUUAGUCCCUUUAAAUUCAUUUCUUUCUUUCCACGUCAUUCCUUCCUUCUCUCAAUUUUUUCUUCCUUCUUUCUUUUUUUUCCUUCUACUUUUCUUCCUUUUCUCUCCCAACUUUCUUUCCUUCCUUCCUUUUUCCUUCAUUCCUUUCUUUCUUCCUUCCUUUCUUCCUUCCUUCGAUUUGUUUUUUUAUUCUUUGACCCUAUUCAUGGCCUCUGUUUUUUUCCCAUCUUCAUAUCCUCUUUUUGCUCUUCAGGGACGGCAAAUAACAUGCAACCGUUUUUCUUUUCUCAGGCCCAAAUCAGGUCAACGUUUGAUGGAAAGACAAACAUUCAUUAG
Molecule: messenger RNA, 1605 nt
Organism: Acanthosepion pharaonis
Lineage: Eukaryota; Metazoa; Mollusca; Cephalopoda; Sepiida; Sepiidae
Source: the annotation of a GenBank genome assembly